AUGAGUAUCAAAGACAUUGACGACGUCUUUGAAGGAUUGUCGCAUGACGAUUUAUUAUACCGGGGAUGGACAGAGGUGCCAAUCACACAAGAAAUCCGAGCCCGGUAUGGCUCGAAGUCUGAUAUCAUAUCCCUUGCCGAGAGCCUCCAAGAUUUGUAUUGGAAGGGUGCAGAGCAAGAACUUGCCAAUGCCAUUCUGGCCUUUGACGAAAUCCAGAGCGUUCAUCCGGAAGAGACGGAAGAGGAAAAGCGAGAGACAGAGGAGGGCACAGGACUGAUGUUAGAUGCAGAAAAGGAUAAGAUAAUUAAUGAGUGGCUCAAAAAUUGGAAUCCACUCGGCAAUAAGACACCACCAGACGUGUCUGCUUGGACCAUCAAACAUGCGGUGGCGUCCUACCUAAAUGAACCUCUACCCAAACGACGGGCAAGUAGUCUUUUACAAGCAUGCGGAUUCCUAGAUAUCGACUAUUGCCCAGAGUACAAACCCCCAUCUCUACGCUCGUGGGGUCAACGACCUCAUGUCGAAGAACGUAGCGCCGGUGCUAUCAACAUACGACUAUUUGUUGCAGUUCAAUGCUCCCAAUGUCGACACUGUAUCCGCUCACUCGUCUACUACAAGUGUGUUAAAGGAUGCAAAGAUCACUCAGUCCUUCGAAAUCGUUUUAAAUUGGACCGCUACAGGGAGCCGUCACCGGGCGACGACGAUGAAGACUGCCUCAACAUGAGCUACACGAUGUUUGAAAAGCUGUACACUACACACUCGAGAGAUCACUUGCGGGAUGUUCGUCAGUUUCAGCUGGCCAAGGACCCCAACCGCGACAAAUUCUCACAAGAGCUCGAUGCCUGGGAAGACAUAAUCACUGGAAAGUCUCUGCUUGCCUUGGGAAGUGCUACUUGGGAGCACUUUGCUGAAAACUUGCAUAAGUCGAGCUCCAUCCUUCCAGCGACCAGAACCAUGUUUCCGGCGGGUGACACACAUACUGUUCUGAUGUUCGGGCCAAUUCUGAUCGAGAAUGGGGUUACAAGAAAGCCUGGGGGAGCCUUUAUCUCACUCCGAAAUCUCCCCUCGCUGUCAAACAAGAACCCGGAAGAAGUCCAGGACUUCCUCGCGGAAGAAAGCGAAUUUGGAGUCACUAUUAAAGACGGUGAACUUCCGAAAGAAGAGCUCUUUGGAACCUGUUACUCUGUGGCCCCGAAUAAGACAGUGUAUCAGGCGCAUCUUUCUCGUCGGCGGCGAUCAUGGCUGUCAUUCCGCAAACAAGUACUGGGCAGCAUGUACACGGGCUACACUCCCGAGUUCGACGAGAUUGAUAGCACAUUGCUGGACGAGUUUCUUGAGAUCGCCAAGCAGUGGGCUUCGGUGAACUCCACCGACAACUCACAGACGCAAAAUAGUACGGCUCUGAAGUCGUGUGCUAAAAGAAUGACCGACCUCUUGAAAACGGCUUACCAGCACGAUGUACUGAUGAAUCUUACGAUCAUUUCUGAUCGUCUACUGAAACGAGUCAAAUUGCGUUACUCUCGCAUAAACAACAACUGUCAACAGUUCUGCAAGUCUCUGCUCAUCAACGGGGAUUCUUUCGACAGUCAAUUUGAACAUCUGUAUCCACCUCAGCCAUCAUUCAUUGACCAAACGGUCCGCAACAGGUGUUUACGAUACCUUAUGAGCUUUGCCGGUACUGUCGCCGAUCCAGUCCCUUUUGGCGGGAAGACAAACAUCAUGGCCACCGCCGUCAAAGUAUUCAACUGGUUUCCUCACACCGAUGGAGCCGACAUCAUCGACCACAUCGCCAGUCUUCGUUCCAAACCCGACCAAAAAGGGCAAUCGCCAGAUUUCUUGUUUAGUCAUAAUGGAGGGGACGAUUCCUACUUGCACGACGAGCUGCUUUUGAAGACACAAUCAGCCACCUGCCUCUUCAACUACGUAAAUAACCGAGAGUGUAGCCUAGCGACUCAUCUCCUCGACUGUCCAUACGACAAUUUAUCCCUCCUGACUAUGCAUACCCACCGUGCGCGCGAAUUAUACACUGUUCGUUCAGACAAUCCCGACGAAUAUCGAUACGAUUUCUUCCUCAGCACAAAGGGCAGCAAAGCAUGGAUCUCGAACCGUCUCGGUGUCUUUCUCAGAUCUUUUCUCUUACAGGCCUAUCUUCGCUCCUUCGUCAUGCAUUUCUUCAGCGAAAUUCCCAGUGGUAUUCCCAUGACCGAAAUUCCCAACCUUUGGAACCCCCAACCAUCAUCGUGGGCUCGCGCUCGACAUGACGCCGUCCGCACGGAGGAAGGUCUUUUGUCACUCGAUCAAGGCCUGGAAAAUACACCGGGAAACACAAGAGGCCAUAUCUUCCCGCUCAUGCAGAUGCUCACAGCAUCUGCUCCGUUCAUGCAGUCAGAGGCAGUCUUCAAGGGGCGGUGGCGGAGUUUGAAACAGAGAUUGAAAGCGGGGAGUCCGGAUAACAGCACAGACGCUAACACCCCGUGGAUGAACUGUGAAUGCAGAUCGUGUAAACAGGGAAGAGCUGUGAUACACUGUCGGCGCGCAAAGGCGCACGCGACUGACGUGAAGGCGGCUAAUUAUAAGUUCAAUGUAGGGCAUCCGGACUACACACCAAAGGAGACGUUGGAGUGGGCUUUUGCGAGACUGCAAGGAAAUGAGGACAGAGAGAAGGCGGAGGACGUGCUGGGGCGGACGCCGGAGUACUUUGAAGUGUGA
Molecule: messenger RNA, 2709 nt
Organism: Glarea lozoyensis ATCC 20868
Lineage: Eukaryota; Fungi; Ascomycota; Leotiomycetes; Helotiales; Helotiaceae
Exons: 5
Coding region: 1-2709 (902 amino acids)
Source: RefSeq, a predicted model, not a curated record